UCCUAGAUUGUAUCCCAGUGGCAAGAAGGGUCGCAAGAAGAAAGGCAUCGGCACGCCGGCCGUCCCGUCAGCAUCAAGCACCGCCACGAUGUCCCAGAUUUCGCCACGUGUUCUGGCCAGAUCUAGGCUUACCAGCACGGCCUCGAACUUUAGCUUGGUUAUCGGCUCCGGCGCGAAGUCUGUUGUUUACAAGGGAUUUAUGGAUGACCGCGCAGUGGCGAUAAAGCUACUAUCGAAGCCAGUUAAGGAAGAAAAUUUUCAGAUAUUGCUAGACUUCUGGAGGUUAGAUCAUCCGAAUGUGGUCAAGCUGCUUGCGACUUGCAAUGAUGGCAUGCAAGCUCUUGUUUACGAGUUCGUUCCCAACAACACGCUUCGCUUCCACCUGCAGGGUGAACAAACAAAUGCGCGUCUGUUGAGUUGGGGUAUGCGAAUGAGCAUUCUACUUGGCAUAGCAAAAGGGAUCCACUACCUGCACAAUCAAGCCUGGAUGAGGGUGAUCCAUGGGAGCAUCACAAGUUCAAACGUAAUGCUGGAUUCGAAUUGGACACCGAAGUUGAGCGAUGUUGGAGUUUCACAGCUCUUAUUGAAAGACGUACCUAUGGACAGCCUCGUAGGGACAGAGUAUUUGGAUCAGGAGUUUUUCAAUGGCGGUAUAUUAACAACUGAAAGUGAUGUUUAUAGCUUCGGGAUCGUCAUCUUGGAAACAAUAUCUGGGCGAGGUCCUAGAGUGCCCAGGCCAGGACAAACAGCGGUCACGGAUUCGAUCCUGAUUUGGGUUGAAAAGCAGUUUAAUAGUGGGCAUGUGCGGGAUUUGGUGGACAGAAGGUGUCCGGACAUCGAUCAGAUAGGACAAGACACAGUGGCAGAGAUUGUAACCUUGGCAAUGCGAUGUUGCGAGAGGUCAAGGGUUCGAAGACCGAGCACUAACGUGGUCAUCGAAACACUAGAGAAGGUCCUCAAUGGAGAGUCUUAAUGCUAUUAUCUCCAAUCUUCCGUAUUAUAUUAUUAUCAACUCAAUGGAGAGUCUUAAUGCUAUUAUCUCCAAUCUUCCGUAUUAUACUAUUAUCCCAAUUGAAUGCAGCAAGAAUUUCCGCUGAAAAAAGAAAUGCUAUCCGACGACUCUGGUACACACACAUCACAAACGCAUAUAGCUACUGCUCCCACGCAUCACAAACACACAUAACGAUCUUAAGGCCAUAAUAAUUUGCACACACACAACAAACUCCUCCCUGUGCGAUUAUGAUCUUAAGGCAAUAAUAAUGCGCAGACACACAUUCAACCGCUCCCUGUGUCACUACGCGCUUAACGCAACAAUGUGGAUGGUUUAGCGUUAUGACUAUCCUGAGCCACGCAGGCUAGGGUGGCAACGGCAGGGGACGCACAUUAUGUUGCGAAGGGGAGAAGAUUGGAUCGGAAAUAGAGAGAGGUUGAGAGAAAUACAGUGAAGCUUGGCUCACAGACAGAGAGAGAGAGAGAGAGAGAGAGAGAGAGAGAGAGAGAGAGAGAGAGAGAGAGAGAGAGAGAGANAGAGAGAGACAGAGAGACAGACAGACAGACAGACAGACAGACAGGCGAACAGACAGACAGACAGACAGAAGUACAGAGAGACUGAUGGACGGAUAGACGGACGAACAGAUAGACAGGCAGGCAGGCAGGCAGGCAGGCAGGCAGGCAGACAGGCGAAUAGACAGACAGAUAGACAGGCAGACAGACAGACAGAUAGAGACAGAAAGGCAAACAAAUAGAUAGAUAGAUAGAUAGAUAGAUAGAUAGAUAGAUUAGGCAGACAGACAGACAGACAGACAGACAGACAGACAGACAGACAGACAGACAGACAGACAGACAGAGACAGUAACACAAACAAAUAGGUCGAUAGAUAGAUAGAUUAGGCCGACGGAGACACACACGCAAACAGAGACAAAAAGACAUCAGAUAGAUAGACAGACAGACAGAGACACACAGGCAAACAGACAGACAUACAGGCAUAUAGUGUGAGAAGAGUGUUACGACCACGCCAGCUCACAGGACUUCGAGACUGAGAAUACAGAUAUGCACCUAAGCUACACUGGUAGGGAAAACCCAGAAAAGAAGGGGAAAAGAAGAACAAUGACAGAGAAAGUGGGCUGAGCGGGAUUUCCUGCUUCUGUCGCCCUUUCUCUCUCCGUCUUGUCCUCUUCCUUAAAACCUUUCCCACCUAUGCUGUCACUCCCCACCCUACCGUGUCCUACCUUCUCUUCUCUCUUCCCAUCCUCUACUUCUAUCCCUACCUGGUUUAUGCCUCCUCUUCUGGCCCAUUGCCUCUUCUUUCCUCGGAACAUCACUUCUCUGCCCAUCUGUGGGUUCUGUUGCAUCACGAACUCCAGCCCUAGCGCGGCAGUUUGAUCCAGGCCAUCGGUCUGUAGCUGCACCUACUGCAGUUUCCAGUUCUCAGGCCAACCCAGCUGCUGUAGGAGUUUGCAUGUCAAUAAUUGCGGAUGUUUUUGUAAUUUUUUAAAUGUAUUUAUUUUUGAAAGUCACGGAUCUUUUUGAGAUAGACUUUCAUCCUCUGGCAUGAUCUUUUCCUUCCUGGGUUCCAGUAUAAGUGAU
Chara braunii is the source of this 2586-nucleotide messenger RNA. Lineage: Eukaryota; Viridiplantae; Streptophyta; Charophyceae; Charales; Characeae. The record is from the annotation of a GenBank genome assembly.